Bombina bombina (fire-bellied toad) is the source of this 2027-nucleotide messenger RNA. RefSeq names its product gastrula zinc finger protein XlCGF26.1-like. Gene Ontology annotation, biological process: regulation of transcription by RNA polymerase II; central nervous system development. Lineage: Eukaryota; Metazoa; Chordata; Amphibia; Anura; Bombinatoridae. Bases 232 to 1740 code for a protein of 502 amino acids. Gene Ontology annotation, cellular component: nucleus. Gene Ontology annotation, molecular function: RNA polymerase II cis-regulatory region sequence-specific DNA binding; DNA-binding transcription factor activity, RNA polymerase II-specific. The transcript is spliced from 9 exons. The record is from RefSeq and is a predicted model, not a curated record.
CUAUCACAAAGGUAAACACGAACAAAGCCACCGUUGUAUUAUUGUUAUAUACUCGUAUUAUAUACUGUACUAAAAGAGGCUUGUGCGUGUUUAUGAAGUAGCAGGGUCUGGUGAGAGAGCUGCUGGCUCCUGUUACUGUGAAGAUCACAUACAAUACAGAUCACUGUGUUUGCUGGAAAAGGAGAAAUGUUAUAAUAAUAUCUGACAGAUUGAGUUGUGUUGAACAAGACAAUGUCUGAAAAGUCCAAGAACCAAAGCUCAGAGCUUCCUGAUGCACAUGGAGGGUGUCUAGAGGAAAACCCGGGCACCGGGCUAUUAAAUGUGAAGGAAGAUGAUGAGACACAUGACAUGAAUAGUCAUCAGACUGAAAUACAUUGCUCCCUCCCUGCCGAUGAAGAUAAAGCUGAUAUAGUGAAAGUUGAGAUAACAGAAGAUCUGUGUGUGAGACAACAGCUGGAAGCACCAGAUGAGGAAACCAGUGACAAUUUUAGCCAAGGCGGUAUGGAUGUGACGCCUUCAGAUGGCUCAGCAGUUGAGCACGGAGGAGAACCGUACGUGUGUGAUCACGUGAAGACUGAGGAGGAUGAAGUUCCUAUAAAUACGGCUACAGGGGAUGUUAAGACUGAAGUCACACUUAUUACUGAACAGCCUAAUGAUCUGGAAGCUGUGAAGCAGGAAUUCAGUUACAAUAUCAAUACAGGGGAUUUUAAGACUGAAGUCACACUUAUUACUGAACAACCUAAUGAUCUGGAAGCUGUGAAGCAGGAAAUCAGUUACAAUAUCAAUACAGGUGAUAAGACUGAAGUCACACUUAAUGUUGAACAAACAAAUGAUCUUUAUGUAAAGAGUCAGCUUAAAGCUGUGAAGCAAGAAAUCAGUGACAAUCUCAGUACAGGUAUACUUACAAACUGCAGUAAUCCUAUUCAUGACCAGAGUGCUGAUACUUCUUUUAAUCUUCUUCAAAAUCAGAGAAGCCACAAGAAAUACUUAUGUUCUGAAUCUGGAAAAUGUUUUACGUUGAAAUCAUCAGCUCAUCCUGUGAAAAUUCAUACAGAAAAGAAAGUAUUUUCAUGUUCUCACUGUGGAAAAUGUUUUACUCAGAAAUCAGAUCUCAUAAAUCAUCAGAAAAUUCAUACAGGAGAGAAAGCAUUUUCAUGUUCUGAAUGUGCCAAAUGUUUUACUCUAAAAUCAAAUCUCAUUAAGCAUCAGAUAAUUCAUACAGGGGAGAAAGCAUUUUCAUGUUCUGACUGUGAGAAAUGUUUUACUGAGAAAUCACAUCUUAUUAGGCAUCAUAAAGUUCAUACAGGAGAGAAAGCAUUUUCAUGUUCUGACUGUGGGAAAAGUUUUACUCAGAAAUCACAUCUUAUUAGACAUUUUAAAGUUCAUACAGGAGAGAAAGAAUUUUCAUGUUCUCACUGUGGAAAAUGUUUUACUCUGAAAUCAACUCUUAUUAGGCAUCAGAUAAUUCAUACAGGAGAGAAAGGCUAUUCAUGUUCUGACUGUGGGAAAUGUUUUACUCGGAAAUCAUAUCUUAUUACUCAUCAGAAAAUUCAUACAGGGGAGAUAGAAUUUUCAUGUUCUCACUGUGGAAAAUGUUUUACUAUGAAAUCAAGUCUUAUUAGGCAUCAGAUAAUUCAUACAGGAGAGAAAGGAUUUACAUGUUCUGACUGUGGGAAAUGUUUUACUCGGAAAUCAUAUCUUAUUACUCAUCAGAAAAUGCAUAUUAAAGGAAGUCUGUGAAAUCAGCGCUUAAGAGGAUGGCACAGUUGUCAUCUGCACAAUGUCUAUAGUACUUCAAUGUCUAUAGUACUUUUUAUGACUAGUUUCAUACAAGGGAGCCCCCAUGUGCAGAUCAAAGUUAGAUAAAAAUACACAAAGACCCUUAUUUAUAUGUUGAUAAAUGUAGGUACUGUUUGAGGACAUUAUAGUAAGCUGAUCUCUGAGGUGACAGUGUUUCUCUAGAUGGUAUUUAAAUUGACCGUGUGUAUAAGUUAACAUUGGCUAUAUAUAAAAUUUACAAAUGCUCA